CAAAAUAGGAAGAUACGGACGUGAUAAUAAUUGGCAAAAAGAGGAAGAAAAAGCAAAAGGGAAAAUGGUGCCCUUUUCACUUGGCUACCACUUUCUCCACGCUAAUUUUGCAGCAUAUAUAUAUAUGUCGUCAUGAAUCCCUGAUUUUCUCUCUUUCUCGCGUUAAGUUUAGAUCCUGUAUUCUCUUACGUAUACUCAGUCUAUAUGGUCGUAGAUAAGGAAUAGAUUACGUAAAUCCCGUGUGCCCAAUUUGCCGAUUCAAUUUUUUUUUUUUUUCUCCCUGAAAUGUCUUUUUCUGCGGCUCCCUCUUCUUCCACGACGGCGACGACGCCGGCAGCCGAUGCGAUGCAGGAGGAAAGCCAGAAUCGAGACGAGCCUGCGCCGGCUGCGACCAAAGAGAAGGAAAUGGUCCACAAGACCAAGGUUAUUCAGUUUCUGGGCAGAACGACUCCCAUCAUUCUCCAGAAUGACAAUGGCCCUUGCCCUCUUCUUGCAAUCUGCAAUGUGCUCCUGUUGAAGAACAACUUGAAUUUGAGUCCUGAUGUCCCCGAGGUUUCACAGGAAAAACUGCUAUCUCUUGUUGCAGAGCGGCUUAUUGAUUCAAACAGUAAUGUCAAUGACAAAGAUGCCGGUUAUGUUGAGAAUCAGCAGCAGAAUAUUGCUGAUGCCAUUGAUUUGCUUCCUAGACUUACAACUGGAAUUGAUGUAAAUAUAAAAUUCAGGAGAAUUGAUGACUUUGAGUUCACCCGAGAAUGUGCGAUUUUUGAUCUGUUGGAUAUUCCACUCUAUCAUGGUUGGAUAGUUGAUCCUCAGGAUCAUGAUACUGCAAAUGCAAUAGGAUUGAAGUCAUAUAAUACUCUGAUGGGGGAGCUUGUUGCUCUCGAAACAGAACAAAUGGAGAGUGAACAUAAGAAAAGUGCUGAAGAUGAUGUCGUUGAUUUUGCUGCUGCAACAACUGCAGCACUAGGGGUACCUUCACCUUCCCUUUCAAGAGGUAGAUCUUUUGAUGAUUCUCCUGUUUCUGUCUCUGAUCACCAGCGUAAGGCAAGAAAAGGGGACCUGGAAGAAGAAGAGGAGUUGAUGAGAGUCUUGAAAUUGUCAGAGGUAGGUAACCCCGAUCCAUCAACAGUUGAUGUACUCGCUGAUGGACCAAAUUCAAUCAAUGAGAGUGCUGUUGUAAAAGAUAUUGAGCCACUAGUUUUUGUCAAGACAUCAGAAGCAAAUUCUGCCAAAGACUCGUUCCAGCAUGAAUCUCCAAUACCUGGUGUAGUAGCAGUGUCUGAUGAUUGUAUCCAGUCUGGCAAUUUCACUAAUAACCCAAAUUUCAGUCUUGAAUUAUCUCCAGGGGUAUCUCCUAAGACUGAUCUGGAGAAUGCAUCCAAAGAUUUUGGAAAGACAAAUUUUCUAGUUGAGAAAGAACUUGUAACCCCUGAGCCAUCUGUGGAAGUUAUUUCAUCUGCAAGUGAAAGUCAUGUUCAGAUUACUGGAUGUGAAAAGGGACUUGGGGAUCAAUCCACUUCCUCUACUGAUGGACCCGGGGCAGAAAAUAAUAAAAAAGGCUCUGACAUUCUGUCUUCAUCUAGUUCAUUGACACCGUGUGUAGACUCUGAUUUGUCUAGUGGAAGAAAAGACAUUAAUAAUGAACCCGAAACUUUUUCUUCGAGUGUUGAUGGCAGUGAGCCUAUCUAUGAAGGAGAGGAAUGCAUAAUGGAAUCAGAAGCCAAAACCUAUGAAAAUCAUGAACCAAUGUAUGAAGGGGAGGUGGUUCUAACUGAACAAGUGGGCGGAGACCCUAGAGAUGUUCCAUACUCAAAUCCCAUCCAUGGAAUCACUCCGAGGGAAGGAGAAUUGAUCAGGAACUUCCUGAAGAUCAGUGCCAGUCAACUGACUAUCUAUGGAUUGUUUUGCUUGCAAGAUGGUCUUAAAGAGCGAGAACUUUGUGUUUUCUUUAGGAACAAUCAUUUCAACACCAUGUUUAAGUUUGAAGGGGAUUUAUAUAUUUUGGCUACAGACCAGGGAUUUAUAAAUCAGCCUGAGUUGGUGUGGGAAAAGCUCAACGAGGUGAAUGGGAACACACAGUACGUGACUGGUAAUUUUAAGGAGUUCAAGGUGGAAACUCUUGCUAGUACACCAUGGGAUGAGCAGAGUGCCUUAGCCAAUACAGCUGACUACCUUGCCAGCAUUGACAAUGCAGCACAAGGGCAAUCAAAUUUCAAUUCCGAUCUCCAAUUGGCUAUAGCUCUUCAGCAGCAGGAAUUCGAGCAACAGCAGGCACAACAGAACACUCGUAAUCAACAACAGCCAACUAUAAAUGGAGGGUCGGGAUUGAUAACAGGCCCUCAGGUAUCGAGGUACAGUGGACAACAGCAGCAGAUGUCUUCGUCUGCGAGGCAGGAGCCAAAGUCGGCGAAAGAUAAAUGCAUUGUGAUGUAAGAUGAGCAUGUUAUUGUGAAGGUGUGAUGUAAAUGAUGUGACAUUUUGGAUUUCCCCUCUUCCUUCCUUUAUACCAAUAAACCAUAUUUCCAAUUCAAACUCUGCUUUUUAUCUCGUGUAUAUAUACAGUCAGUUAAUAUCAUCUCUGGUUAGAAUCUUGCAAUUCAGUUGUUGAUGUUCUUCAA
Ipomoea nil (Japanese morning glory) is the source of this 2618-nucleotide messenger RNA. Its product is annotated as ubiquitin carboxyl-terminal hydrolase MINDY-1. Gene Ontology annotation, cellular component: cell periphery; cytosol. Gene Ontology annotation, molecular function: cysteine-type deubiquitinase activity; K48-linked deubiquitinase activity; cysteine-type carboxypeptidase activity. NCBI's taxonomy places the organism in Eukaryota, Viridiplantae, Streptophyta, Magnoliopsida, Solanales, Convolvulaceae. The coding region runs from base 286 to 2433 and encodes 715 amino acids. Gene Ontology annotation, biological process: protein K48-linked deubiquitination. The transcript is spliced from 12 exons. The record is from RefSeq and is a predicted model, not a curated record.